AUGGACGGUCCCAUCCGGGGCACCCACGUCCCCCCCUCCGUGGCCUAUCUGGGGAUCCCAUAUGGGCGCCCCCCAUUGGGGCCGCUGCGUUUCCGCCCCCCCCUCCCCGCCCCCAAAUGGACCAGCCCAUUGGACGCCUCCUCCCACCGCAACGUGUGUUACCAAGCGGUCGAUACCAUGUUCCCUGGCUUCGGGGGGGCCGAGAUGUGGAACCCCAACCGGGCUAUGAGCGAGGACUGCCUAUACCUCAACGUAUGGAUCCCAUACCCCCCCCCGCCCCAAUUGAUGCCGGUGAUGGUAUGGAUCUAUGGGGGGGGGUUCUAUAGCGGGGCGGCCUCAUUGGAUGUAUAUGACGGGCGCAUCCUGGCCGCAUCCCAACGGGUUGUGGUUGUGUCCAUGAACUAUCGGGUUGGGGCUUUGGGGUUCCUGGCCCUUCCCGGCCAUCCGGAUGCUCCCGGGAACGCCGGGUUAUGGGAUCAGCGCUUGGCCCUACAAUGGAUCCAAAGGAACAUUAGGGUCUUUGGGGGGGACCCCAAUGCGGUGACGCUGUUCGGUGAGAGCGCCGGAGCCGCAUCCAUCGGGAUCCAUCUCCUGUCACCGGGAAGCCGGGAAUACUUCCAUAGGGCCAUACUGCAGAGCGGGUCCCCUAACGGCCCAUGGGCCACCAUUGACCCCAAUGAGGGCCGGAGGAGGGCCCUGAAGCUGGGAAUGGCAUUGGGAUGCAUUGGGAAUGACACGGAGGUGGUGAUGUGCCUACGGGAGCGGCCGGCGCCGGAGCUGGUGGAGGGGGAGGGGGUGGUGAUGCCGCAGGACAGCGUGUUCCGGUUCCCAUUCGUGCCGGUGGUGGAUGGGGAGUUCCUUAGGGAUAGCCCCGAGGUGCUGUUGGGGGCUGGGAUGGCCACGGCCAUCGACAUCCUCCUCGGGGCCGUGCGGGAUGAAGGCACCUACUUCCUGGUCUAUGGGGUCCCAGGCUUCGGGAAGGACAACGAGAGCCUCAUCAGCCGCGACGAGUUCCUCCAUGGGGUCCGCAUGGGGGUCCCACAAGGGGACGAGGUGGUGGCUGCGGCCGUGGAGCUCCAGUAUACGGACUGGUUGGACCAGGAGAACCCAGUAAAGAACCGGGAGGCACUGGGAGCCAUAGUGGGAGACCACAACGUGGUGUGUCCGCUGAUGGAGUUCGCAGGGCGAUGGGCGCUAUGGGGUCGGGUGUACGUGUACCUGUUCGAGCAUCGAGCGUCGACCCUAUUGUGGCCCCAAUGGAUGGGGGUGCCCCAUGGAUAUGAGAUCGAGUUUGUCUUUGGGCAGCCGCUUAGGCCUGAGCUUAACUACACCGAGGAGGAGAAGGGGCUGAGCAGGAGGAUGAUGGAGUAUUGGGGGAACUUCGCGAGGACAGGUGACCCCAACGGCCCCAAUGACUCAGGUCCCUCUCGCUGGCCCCAGUUCACGUUACGGGGUCAGGGCUACGCUCGGCUCAACACGGCCCCAUUGAGCCAGGCCAAGGGGCUGCGGGCUCAGGCCUGUGCCUUCUGGACCCGCUUCCUGCCCAAGCUGAUGCAUGCGACCGGCCCCAUGGAGGAGGCCGAGCACCAAUGGCGGCAGGAGUUCCAUCGCUGGAGCUCAUAUAUGGGGCGAUGGCAAAGUCACUUCGAGCACUACAGCAGAAUGGGGCAAUGCCAGCAGCUCUGAGCUGCCCCAUAGAGACCCCAUAGAGACCCCAUAGGGAUAACCCAUAGAGACCCCAUAGGGAUAACCCAUAGGGAGCCCCAUAGAGACCCACAUACAGAUACACCACAGGGAUGACCCAUAGGGAUAACCCAUAGAGACCCCAUAGGGAUAACCUAUAGGGAUAACCCAUAGAGACCCCAUAGGGAUAACCCAUAGGGAUAACCCAUAGGGAGCCCCAUAGAGACCCCAUAGGGAUAACCCAUAGGGAUAACCCAUAGGGAUAACCCAUAGAGA
This is a messenger RNA of Melopsittacus undulatus (budgerigar), 1959 nucleotides long. RefSeq names its product acetylcholinesterase. Gene Ontology annotation, molecular function: acetylcholinesterase activity. Lineage: Eukaryota; Metazoa; Chordata; Aves; Psittaciformes; Psittaculidae. The record is from RefSeq and is a predicted model, not a curated record. Gene Ontology annotation, biological process: acetylcholine catabolic process; choline metabolic process. The transcript has 4 exons. The coding region runs from base 1 to 1686 and encodes 561 amino acids. Gene Ontology annotation, cellular component: plasma membrane.